This is a messenger RNA of Miscanthus lutarioriparius, 810 nucleotides long. NCBI's taxonomy places the organism in Eukaryota, Viridiplantae, Streptophyta, Magnoliopsida, Poales, Poaceae. The record is from the annotation of a GenBank genome assembly.
AUGGCGAGCCUGACGGUGCCGCCGGUGCCGACGUGGCCGCGGCAGGACGCGAUCGACCUCCACAAGGCGUUCCGAGGGUUCGGGUGCGACAGCACGACGGUGAUCAGCAUCCUGGCGCACCGCGACGCGGCGCAGCGCGCGGCGAUCCAGCAGGAGUACCGCGCCGUGUUCAACCAGGACCUUGCCCGUCGCAUCGCGUCGGAGCUCAGCGGCAACCACAAGCGCGCCAUGCUGCUGUGGGUCCUGGACCCGGCCACGCGCGACGCCACCAUCCUGAAGCAGGCCCUCACCGGCGACGUCACCAACCUGCGCGCCGCCACGGAGGUGGUCUGCUCCCGAACGCCGUCGCAGCUGCGGGUCGUGCGGCAGGCGUACCGCGCCAGGGCCGGCGAGCGGCGGCUGGGCACCGACGAGCGCGCCUUCAUCCGCGUCUUCAGCGAGCGGAGCUGGGCGCACAUGGCGGCCGUGGCGCGCGCGUACCACCACAUGUACGACCGCUCCCUGGAGCAGGCCGUCAAGAGCGAGACGUCGGGGAACUUCGGCUUCGGCCUCCUCACCGUGCUGCGCAGCGCCGACAGCCCCGCCAGGUACUUCGCCAGGGUGCUGCACAAGGCCAUGAAGGGGCUGGGCACCUCGGACUCGGCGCUCAUCCGGGUCGUCGUCACCAGGGCCGAGAUCGACAUGCAGUACAUCAAGGCAGAGUACCACCGCAUGUACAAGCGCUCGCUCGCCGACGCCAUCCACGCCGAGACGUCCGGCAACUACCGCACAUUCCUCCUCUCCCUCGUCGGCCGCGACCGCACCUACUGA